Lates calcarifer (barramundi perch) is the source of this 1250-nucleotide messenger RNA. RefSeq lists its product as uncharacterized. NCBI's taxonomy places the organism in Eukaryota, Metazoa, Chordata, Actinopteri, Centropomidae. The coding region runs from base 3 to 1115 and encodes 370 amino acids. The transcript is spliced from 4 exons. The record is from RefSeq and is a predicted model, not a curated record.
UCAUGGAGACAGCAGAAGAGAAUAAUGGAGUCACUGCAUCUGAAGCAGAAAAGAAGACUCAAGCAGGUGAAGGAACAAAACUGUCUAGCUCUGAUGGCAAAGCAGUUUCCGGGGAGAUGGUCAUGCCAGAGCUUCCCAAGGUUACUCAAGAAAUGGUUAAUGCAUUGCUUGUGGAGUGCCGAACACGAACAGCCAGCCAUUCCAACAACAUAGCAGCUUCCACCCAUGGAGUGAAGGAGGAAACACAAAUGGAAACAGAGCAGGUUGAAAAUGCAGCACAGGAGACAAAAGAGCCGGCCAAGAACCACACAGAGGAGGAGAUAAAGAAGCAGGAGAAGGAGAGGAAAGAGAGGGAAGCGAGGAAGGAGAAGGAUGCGAGGGAAAGAGAGAGGAGGGAGAGGAGGACCUGGGAGAAGGAGGAGAGGUCUAAGAGGGAGAGGGAGUGGGAUGUAAGAGCCAGGAGAGAGAGGGAAAAGAGGGAGGAGGAGAGAAGGGAGUGGGAGAGGAAGGAAAGAGAGAGGAGGGAGAGAAAGAGAGCGUACGGUGAGGGCUUGUCAGGAUGGAGGUCAUCUUGCAGGUCAGCGGGAUUCAAGCCGAGUUCCUGGAGGGAUGCACAGGAUAACAACUCAGAGGCUGAGACCAAAAUGGUGGAGGAGGAGGACGAGGAGUUCCCAUUCAACCUGAGUGACUUUGUGACAGUAGAUGAAGUAGGAGAUACCGACCUUCCUCGUUCUCCUUCUCCUGUCGUUCCCAUGGAAACCACAGAAGGAAGGGAGGAUACUCCCACAUCUGUCCAACAGGACACUCCAGCGGACACACCCAUUCAGGUCGCCACAGAAACAAGAAGCCUAGAUGCCAUAGUGAUCCCGGUGAAGUCUGAUGAGCAAGUAUCAGAGUCCAAACCUGGGAGUGUGCCAACAGCUGAGUCUUCAGACAGUUUGGCGUUGUCGGCUUUAACACCAAGUCUGGUCCUCACCGCCGCAGCAUCGCCCUUGCCACCUUCACAAGCUGACUCAGCACUUCAGCACCUUUCCUCACCCACCCCUCCAGGUUCGGGUAACCCAGCGGACUCCUCCUCAAACAGUCCAGCAAUAGGGCCAGCGACUGCGGAGUGAGGAAGAUAAGAAGGAGGACAAUGCUCUCAAUCACAUUCAGGCUAAGGAGCAGGAGAUGGUGUUGGACAAAACAGAAGAACAGAAAAUUCAUGAUCAGGAGGACAAAGGAAAAGGAGCUCCCGCUGCAGAGACAGG